Molecule: messenger RNA, 2098 nt
Organism: Tupaia belangeri chinensis (Chinese tree shrew)
Lineage: Eukaryota; Metazoa; Chordata; Mammalia; Scandentia; Tupaiidae
Gene: ADPRH
Product: ADP-ribosylarginine hydrolase
Exons: 4
Coding region: 670-1758 (362 amino acids)
Biological process (GO): protein de-ADP-ribosylation
Molecular function (GO): ADP-ribosylarginine-[protein] hydrolase activity; magnesium ion binding
Source: RefSeq, a predicted model, not a curated record
CUGUUCAGAAGCUGCUGUCCAGACCUUAGUGUCGAACGUAGAAUUCGGGUCGGAGAAAGUUCCGGAGUGGAAGGGACCCCCGAGGCUAGCUCUGUCGGUCAGAAAGCCAGGAGCUCCUCACGGAGCAAGAUGCUGGUCAUCUUCCCCCAUCACGCGUGGGAGUGGAGCCCAGAGGACUUACAGAGGGGACGCCAAGGCCACUGAGAGGGAGGGGACAGGAGUGGGUGCAAGGGAGUCCUCCGAGCCAGCCAAGCCCGGUCCCCCUUCUGCACUCCAGUUUACAGAGUGAAACUCGAGCUGCGGGGUGGAUCACGCAGCCAGUUCUGGGGAGAGCCCCGCCCAGCCGUCCACAACUCCAGUUCAUAGGCUUCAUUUAUAAAUAACAUGUGUCAGUAACGUUUCCGCCAUUUAUGUGACGGGGAAGCGCAGCACGAUCGGUAACUGGGUCGUGGGAGGCUCAAUCGGUCCGCUUCAUUUCCUCCUUCCUGCCCCAGGGCUGCCUUCACCCGCCCACAGCAGCGCAGCGAAAGCCAGGACUUGAACUGACCCGAGUGCUAGGGUUUAAGCUGAGCCAAGGAACGGCAUCUUGGGGAGGAGGUGGGGUGGGGAGUUGCUCGAGCCAGUCAACCGGCCCUGACGAAGGUGAAGCCACCCUCUGCAUAGCCCAGCAUGUGUGGAGGAUUGGUGGAGAGGUAUGUGGCCGCCAUGGUGCUGAGUGCAGCUGGAGACGCCUUGGGGUACUUCAAUGCGAAGUGGGAGUUCCUGCGGGACGGGGAGAAGAUACACAAGCAGCUGGCCCAGCUGGGCGGGUUGGACGCCAUCGAUGUGGGAAGGUGGAGAGUGAGUGAUGACACCGUGAUGCACCUGGCCACUGCAGAAGCCCUGGUGGAAGCUGGCCCAGCCCCAAACUUGGCCCGACUGUAUUCCCUCCUUGCGAAGCAUUACCAAGACUGCAUGGAAGACAUGGGUGGCCGGCAGCCAGGUGGUGCCUCGGUGCAGAACGCCAUGCUCCUGGAGCCAGACAAGGUCAAUGGCUGGAGAAUUCCCUUCAACAACCAUGAGGGCGGCUGUGGGGCUGCCAUGCGGGCCAUGUGCAUCGGUCUCAGGUUCCCUCACCACAGCCAGCUGGACACGCUGAUCCAAGUGAGCAUCGAGAGUGGUCGAAUGACCCACCACCACCCAACAGGCUACCUGGGGGCCCUGGCGUCUGCCCUUUUUACGACCUAUGCUGUGAAUGGCAAGCCACCCGAGCAGUGGGGAAAAGGACUUAUGGAGGUGCUUCCAGAAGCUAAAAAGUACAUUGAACAGUCAGGCUACUUCGUGGAGGAGAACCUUCAACACUGGUCCUACUUCCAAAAUCAAUGGGAAAAGUAUCUAAAACUCAGAGGGAUCUUGGAGGGCAAAUCAGCCCCCAUCUUCCCCAAGUCCUUCAACGUGAAGGAACGGGAUCAGUUCUACACCUCCCUGAGCUACUCUGGCUGGGGUGGCAGCAGUGGGCAUGAUGCCCCCAUGAUUGCCUACGAUGCCAUCCUUGCUGCGGGAGACUCCUGGAAGGAGCUGGCCCACCGAGCCUUUUUCCAUGGUGGAGACAGCGAUUCCACUGCUGCCAUUGCCGGCUGCUGGUGGGGAGUUCUGCAUGGUUUUAAAGGAGUGAGUCCCUCCAACUAUGAGAAGCUCGAAUACAGAAGUCGACUGGAAGAGACAGCGAAGGCUUUAUAUGCUCUUGGGUCAAAAGAAGACACUGUCGUUACCCUUUAGAAGGGGGUGAUGUUCAUUUCUGGUGGUUUCUUCUUGUAUGUAGUCCCUUUUCUGCUCAAUUUCUCUUCACUUUUUUCCAAAGAUAAGAGUCUUACCCUUUUACUCAGGAAAUUUUGAGGUAACAAGUCCUUUAUGCACCUAACAUUCGGUAUUUCUAGACUCUUCUCUCUGAAUCCCACUCAUUCUCCUAUUCACGUUCUUCUUAGAAGAAAGAGUAUUUUAUCUCAGUUAAUGGAGUCAGCAUCCCCCACACUAGAAAUCUUUUUUUUUUUUUUUGAGAGAUUUUUACUAUAGGGUCCAUGUGCUCGCCAGGAAGACAGAGACAGAGUCAGAGAGUGAG